Messenger RNA from Penicillium bovifimosum, 1314 nucleotides. Its product is annotated as SPFH domain-containing protein. Bases 1 to 1314 code for a protein of 437 amino acids. The record is from RefSeq and is a predicted model, not a curated record. Lineage: Eukaryota; Fungi; Ascomycota; Eurotiomycetes; Eurotiales; Aspergillaceae. Gene Ontology annotation, cellular component: membrane. The transcript is spliced from 2 exons.
AUGGAGGGUGCAUCCCGCCAAACGUCAAGGCUCCUCCGGCCUCGUGGUCAAAAGCUCCUUCCUCAACGUCUUCCACGAAGCUCCGCAGUGAGCGCUACACCCUUCACCCAGAUCCAACGACGAACUCUGUCAAAUUCCCCUCAAACUUCCGCCCCCGAUUCCAUUUUCAACGGCUUCAAAUCUGGCGGCGCGUACAAUGAUGGGCCCACCAGCUAUUUCUCCAACAGACAACCCCUCCCCGCGAACACCGUCGUGCGAUUCGUACCACAACAGACAGCAUGGAUUGUCGAGCGCAUGGGAAAAUUUGAUCGGAUCUUGGAACCAGGUUUGGCGAUUCUCGUGCCGUUUUUGGACCGCAUUGCCUAUGUGAAGAGCUUGAAAGAGGCAGCUAUUGAGAUGCCCAGUCAGAACGCCAUCACGGCAGAUAAUGUCACACUCGAGCUGGACGGUGUACUCUAUACACGGGUGUUUGAUGCGUACAAGGCAAGCUACGGAGUUGAGGACGCGGAUUACGCUAUUUCGCAACUCGCGCAGACAACUAUGCGUUCGGAGAUCGGCCAACUGACCCUCGACCACGUUCUUAAGGAACGCGCCAAUCUCAAUGUCAACAUUACUAAGGCGAUUAACGAGGCAGCUCAGGAAUGGGGUGUUGUCUGCCUGCGAUAUGAGAUCAGGGAUAUUCAUGCGCCGGAGAAGGUCGUUGCUGCUAUGCACCGUCAGGUCACUGCUGAGCGCUCCAAGCGCGCCGAGAUCCUCGAGUCUGAAGGUCAGCGCCAGAGUGCGAUCAACAUUGCCGAGGGUCGCAAGCAGUCUGUCAUCCUGGCGUCUGAGGCUUUGCGCGCUGAGAAGGUGAAUCACGCCUCUGGUGAGGCUGAUGCUAUCUUGCUCAAGGCCCAGGCUACUGCGCGUGGCAUUGACGCCGUUGCUCGGGCCAUCCAGGAGGGCGGCGAGAAUGCACGCAAUGCGGUCAGUCUCAGUGUCGCCGAGAAGUAUGUCGCGGCUUGGUCAAACCUUGCACGCGAGGGCACAGCUGUCGUUGUUCCAGGGAACGUCGGAGAUAUGGGUGGCAUGAUUGCCAACGCUAUGGCUGUCUAUGGCAAAGUGAGCGAGACACAGGCGCGGAGUCUGGCGAAGAAGUCUCUCGGUGUUGAGGAUUCGAAGUCAUCGGAUACCCCGCAGACUAGCCAACCAUCAACAGAAAGCCAUGUCCCGACCUAUUUCGAGGGACAGGCGCAGCAGAAAGCACAGUCGAACGUCGCACCCGAACCUGCGAUGGAGGGGUUCGAGGUUGCCGGCAAUGAACACAAGCAAUAA